This is a messenger RNA of Trematomus bernacchii (emerald rockcod), 882 nucleotides long. RefSeq names its product translocator protein (gene tspo). The transcript is spliced from 5 exons. Gene Ontology annotation, cellular component: mitochondrial outer membrane. Lineage: Eukaryota; Metazoa; Chordata; Actinopteri; Perciformes; Nototheniidae. The coding region runs from base 279 to 773 and encodes 164 amino acids. The record is from RefSeq and is a predicted model, not a curated record.
GGUGUUUGUCUUUGCACGGGGAGUGUCAGCAACACUGACCCCACUGAUAAGAUAACACACAGCCCAGCCUGCUACACAAACUAAUAUCACAAUACAGCAGCAUGCAUGAGGUGUUCACUGUCAGUGUAUAGUAUAAGUCAACGUUAGUCCGAUAAAAUAAUACAUUAGCUUUGCUGUGCUGAGGAGAAGGCAACUGAGUGAGAGAAGAUGAUCUGCUUAAAGUUACCUGAAGAAGCUUAGAGCUGAAUGACAUUGCUAGUAAAGAUGGAAGAUAGAACAUGUGGCUGCCCAUGCUUGGGAUGACCGCCCUGCCGCACCUGGGGGGGCUUUACGGCGGUUUCAUCACACGCAAAGAGGUGAAGAGCUGGUACCCAACCCUGAAGAAACCCUCAUGGCGCCCACCAAAUGCUGCAUUCCCUGUAGUGUGGACCUGUCUGUACACAGGCAUGGGGUAUAGCUCCUACCUGGUGUGGAAGGAGCUGGGCGGUUUCACUGAGGAAGCGCUGGUUCCUCUGGGACUUUAUGGGCUGCAGCUUGCUCUCAACUGGAUCUGGACUCCCAUCUUCUUUGGUGCACAUAAGCUGAAAUUGGCACUCGUAGACAUUGUGCUUCUCACUGGGACCGUGGGGGCCACCAUGGUGUCUUGGUAUCCUAUCAGCAGAACGGCCACUCUGCUGAUGGCCCCCUACCUGGCCUGGCUGUGCCUCGCCACCUGCCUCAACUACCGCAUAUGGAGAGACAACAGAGAGGAUAAGGACAACAGAGAGGAGUAGCUUUUUUUUAUUUGAAAAAAAGGGCUUUUGUUUGUAUUCAUUCAUGAUUAAGAGAUUUGUGUUGUAACUGCUAUAACUCAAUUAAAAAUAAAGAUUUAUAUCCAAUCUA